CAAACAACUCUACCAUUCAGCCCAUAGAUAUCUCCAGCACAGUCCAUGCAUCUGAUUCCGCUUGCUAUCUUUGCUGCCACUGCGGCUAUUGCAGUCAAUGGUGCCCGUCUUCUCACUAGCCACUUGGUGACGCCAGGCAUCCUCCACAAAUGCCCAAACCCCCAAAGACAUCAAAGCCCGCGCAAAGCAGAAAGCGAAAAGCCAACUGUAAGGUCAUCAACUGCCAGUACCAAUAUGGCGACUGAUGCGCCUACUUUUGCUACUGCCAAACCUGCGAUUCCUGCUGUCGAUGUAGUAGCCAUUAGUCCUAUGCCAUCGUCCACCAACUCCAAACCUGUGUCGUCGCCCCCUUAUGCAGCUCAGGUAAUUGGCUCACCAGUGGCGCCAAUAUAUGGUGCAAAGAAAGGGUACUAGCAGUGCUGCAAGUGUCGGUCACAGUGUCCUGUUCCAUUAUCGCAGGUCGAACCAGUUUG
This is a messenger RNA of Linderina pennispora, 473 nucleotides long. RefSeq lists its product as uncharacterized. The record is from RefSeq and is a predicted model, not a curated record. Lineage: Eukaryota; Fungi; Kickxellomycota; Kickxellomycetes; Kickxellales; Kickxellaceae. The transcript has 2 exons. The coding region runs from base 46 to 414 and encodes 122 amino acids.